Pseudovirgaria hyperparasitica is the source of this 1779-nucleotide messenger RNA. RefSeq lists its product as uncharacterized. The record is from RefSeq and is a predicted model, not a curated record. Lineage: Eukaryota; Fungi; Ascomycota; Dothideomycetes; Acrospermales; Acrospermaceae. The coding region runs from base 1 to 1779 and encodes 592 amino acids. The transcript has a single exon.
AUGUCUCAGGCUCUAGCUACUACAGAAUUUGGUGAGAGUUAUGACAUCAAUCCCAAGGCGAAAAUUGAGGAAGUCUUUAAGUUGGCAUUGAGUGUGAUGCCCAAUCCCGCUAACGAUCUUGAAUGCGACGUAGAAAUCACUGCACAAUUCGGUUUCGACGAGUUAAAAGCGUCCAUCAAUGCAUCUAUCAGUGAUAGAACCAGUGAUGAUGACAAGUACAAGAUGGUGGAUGUAGGCUCCUUCCUCUGCGUGGUUAGCGAUCAUGCGACAUCCCGCGCCUCCACUAUCAACGAAUACUUUGAGGCAGUCUGGCCUACUACCAAAGUCAAGGGUCUCAACGCUGUUAUUGCUAUCGAAGAUCGACUCAGGCAUGCAGUUGGAUGUCCCAAGAGACCAGUAACUGCGCCACAGAGUAGUAUCAAGAUGGACAUAAUGACCACUGAACUUGAAGAGGGUGGAGUCAUAAGAUCGUCUCAGUCGUUCAAAUUCAAAGCAAAGCCUAGUGAAGCUCUCCACGCAUUCCAACAUAUAGCCUGGCUUACGACUAGUCUUCGACGUCCGGACCUGAAUACGCCUCAGCAAGCUCUCGUCUCCAUCGAAGAUAACAAGAGUAGCAAAGAUGCAUUACGCUUCAUCAUCCGCGACCGGGGGCUCGGUGGAAGGACAGAUGAUGGACUGUUAAACUCCCUAUACCAUGCGGAGAGUAGAUUUGUCUUCACGCGGAAUUUCGAAUCUAAGAUAAAUUCUGAUAAAGCGGACAUCGAGUCGAUCACUUAUUGGCUGCCUGAUCGUCGAAAUGAUCAACGCAGACUUACAUUCUCAUAUGAGGCUAUGAAGGCCUUACUUGGAUAUCAGGAGGUCCAAGAGGACAUCGAAGAAAAGCCGUCAAUUAUGUACACAACCAGGCAAGUCCUAGCUCUCGUCGGCGAGAAGCGAUGGGUCUAUUUGUCGUUGGCACAUUAUUUGAAAGAGAAGGUCGGGAGCAGUACAAGGUCCGUCAGUCGUCCGAAAGAUUCUCGAUCAGGACGUGAUCCCCGUCUAUCGAACUUCCUCGGGAAACCGGAAAAUCGCGCAGAACUACGGAAAGACAUCAGGGCUUGGUGGAUUUCUGUGGGUAAUUCGUCUGUGAGCAUGCUUGAAAACCAUUACAAGGAGUCAAGGCACGAGCACAUAAUCGAGGCGCCUCAUUUCGAUGAACGUUGGUACGAGGGAGUAAGGACUCCUCUCCUUGAAGGCUCUCCGGCUGAACCUAGCUCGGCUACCCUCAGUAUGAGAUACCGCCCGUCAUCCCCAGUUGUUCCAGAAGACCGCAUGAUCAAUGCGGCGGUGGACAUACAUGGAAAUCGUUGUCUUUGGCUUACUUACAAAGAGUUCGGGAAAAGGUUUGGUCUCCAAAAGAAUGAUCACGUCCCAGGCGGGAUCAGUCCAAUAUAUAUUACGGAUACCUUCAUUCUUUUCCUUUAUGGGUACAGCGAACCAAAGUGGGGACAACUUAAACUCCAGAGUGACGGAGUUGAACUAGUGCCUCCUGAGCAUCAGGAUUGUCAGAAUUUGCAAGAUCUGCUGGAAAGGUUCUUGGUCAAACAGGAAUUCCCUCGAGCGGACGACCUUCUGAACAAUGAGAAUGAAGUAUGCGAGUGUCACUCAGAGCAUCAAAAGGAAUGGGAGAGGUUUCUCGAGAUUGAAUUCUCAGGCAACAACAACAAGUCUACAUCACCCGAGUCUGACAGCAGUCUGGACUUACCUCCACCCAAAAGACAGAAUACAGGGCAGAAGUAG